Molecule: messenger RNA, 983 nt
Organism: Aspergillus alliaceus
Lineage: Eukaryota; Fungi; Ascomycota; Eurotiomycetes; Eurotiales; Aspergillaceae
Exons: 2
Coding region: 167-784 (205 amino acids)
Source: RefSeq, a predicted model, not a curated record
CUUCGCUCUCCAAACUUCCAAUUCCAACCAGCUUUACUUGAUCGGUCGUAUCUCGCAGAAUAAUAUCUGCUCAUCGACUUUCGCGCCACCAACCUGACCAAUCGCUGAAUAAACACGCGAACAAAAAGGAAGGAAGAGGAAGAAACCAACAGAACAAGAGCCAACAAUGGCUGUAGCAACCAUCGACAUCAUGCCGAAGCCGGCAUCCUCCUCCCCUCUCUCCUCCAACAACCCCUCCAUGAACAAGCGCUGGCCUCCUCUCGCCGACAAGACUUCCCUCCCCUACAAGCUCACCACCCUGUCGCGCCAAAAGCUCGCCCGUGAGGCCACAGCCCCGGACCCAGAUAUCAGACGGUGCCUCGGCCACUUCCGUCUACAUGUUAUCUCGAUGGAGUGGGCACAGAAGGACAUGUCGACUCGCAUCAACUCUUUCGAGCUGGAAGACGACGAGUCCGAAGAGGAAGAGGAAGACAACCGGUGCGAUGACACCCAAGACAAGAAGGACUGCGACGAGAGUGAUACCAGCGACGAGGCCAAGGAGGAGUCAAAGGACCUUGACACCAAGGUCGAGGACGCUACCGUCGAGAAGCCUUCGGACAAGGAGUCCGUCCACCUCACCUUCUCCGUCUCCUUCGAACAAUCUGCUCCUGCCCCUACACCUUCGUCUCCCGAGAGCGACAGGGAAGAAAAAGGCCUCAUUGAGAAGGGCCGCAAUUGUCUCGAGAAGACGAAACACUUCUGGCCGUCGCCGCCACAGUGCAUACCCGUUCGCAUUGCCGGGUAACUGGAGCCUACUAUUACUAUCACCGCCACUACCAGCACCAGCCUGCAACCACGCUCACGACGCAACGAAUCUCAUAAUCUCAUUUCCAACAUAUAUAUUAGGGCGGGAAAGCGCAAGCGCAGGAUCAGGAGUUUCAGGGAAUGGUUCACCGCGAACCAAUCACCAAUCAUAUCAUAUCCCAUCAUGUAUCUAAUAGAAA